Molecule: messenger RNA, 738 nt
Organism: Cladophialophora carrionii CBS 160.54
Lineage: Eukaryota; Fungi; Ascomycota; Eurotiomycetes; Chaetothyriales; Herpotrichiellaceae
Exons: 1
Coding region: 1-738 (245 amino acids)
Source: RefSeq, a predicted model, not a curated record
AUGGAACCUGAAGAUCGGAUCACCACACGAUCAGCGCGAGGCCAGCAUCAUCUCAACGGGUCCAACAGCCCUCAGGCCCCAUGCCCGGGCAAGGUCCAUAUAUACAAAGCUGAGGGAUCCUUGGUCAGCAAUGCCAGACACAAUAAGAGAGCCAUCACGGUACAGGAAGAGGAGAACGGAGACGGAGACAACGCCGCCAGCGCCAUGAGCAAGACAACUACGCAACUCGAGCAUCCGCAGAUGCGGUUAUCGGCAACGGCGCUGGGAGCAGAGUCCCCCGUUGCCAUUGCCGCCACCUCCGCCGCCGCCGCCACUGUCGGUCUCGAACGCAGCCACCCCAGCGAUGAGAAGACCAACGUCGUGGCCAACCCCCGCCGUCCAAGCGACAUCAGCCUCGCCAUCAUGAUCAAUGUGACCAGAGGGAAGAGCCCCCUCUCCACCACCGUCACCAUCACCACCACCACACCAGCCAGCAAAUGCCGUGUGUGGAGUGAGUUGCGCGCCGCGGUGGUGGCAGCCAGCUCCGAGGCCACGGGCGUCAACAACUACGCCAACCUCGCCAACCUGACAGUCAAGCUUGAAGAAGACGGUCACGCGGCGUGCAUGACCAUUACGCCAACCAAGAUUGAUGCUCAGACUGCGUUUCGGAGCAGGACCUACGAGGCAUGGUACCAUAGAAUCAUGAGGGGAAAGCAGUCGAUCUAUGUCGUGGAUGUCAAGAUGGACGUCUCAAGCUGA